AUGGCCGGGACGAGCGCGACCACCCCUUCAGGUCAAGGUCAAGCUCAACCCGGACCUGCCACAGCAGCAACAGCAACCACGACAGGAGCACCAGCAUCGAGUUCUCAACCCGAACGCAAAUUCCAACCGCCCAUGCCUCCACCCCAUCUGCUCGCUUCUCUCGUACCCGAAUCGAAAAUGUUCAAGGACCUGAUCGAGAUGGAACAGAGGUUAGACUGGACGAUGCUCAGGAAACGAGCCGAGGUCAAUGAUGCGCUGGGAAGGGUCGUCAAGAUCAAGAGGACGCUACGAGUCUAUCUAUCCAACACGGCGCGAAAUCAGGAAUGGCAGCGAGGUGAGCUUCGGGUGCCUCGGGGCUUGCUCUUCGGAUCGCCGUGCUCUAGCUCUGGCUCUAGCUACCCGGAAGGCGGGCUUUCGGAGCCGAAUUUCCAAACGGGGGAAGGGAUCCCAGGGUGGACGUUCAAGAUCGAAGGUCGGGUACUGGAUACGAACAAUCAACGGAUAGACAAGCAGGUCAAGCGGAGGUUUACCAACUUGAUCAGGUCGAUGAUCGUAGAAUUUGGCAAUCGGGAUCCACAGGAUUAUCAGGAGCCCAAUAUCGUCGAGUUCCACAACCGACAAAGCCAACCUUUACCCGGUCAAGACGGAUUCGAGAUCAAACGGCGGGGCGACCAACCCGUCGAAGUCCGCGUGAUCCUCCAUCUGGAUCAAUACCCCGACCGCUUCAAGGUCCUCUCCCCGCUCUCCGAGCUCAUCGGCAUGGUCGAAGGAUCCCGAGCCGAGAUCCUGUCCAACGUGUGGAAGCUGGUCAAGACCGUGGGCGCACAGGAUCGGGACGACGCGACCAAGCUGUUGGCGGUGGGGGGGUUGGAAAAGUUGAUGGGCAAGGAACAGUCGUUGCCGUUUGUCGUACUGCCAGACCUCGUCAAUCGACACUUGACGCAUCCGGAUCCGGUCGUCUUGACGUACCAGCUGGCGGUCGACAAGGAUCGCAACGUCCAUCCGACGGUGUUCGACAUUCCUAUCGAGAUCGAGGAUCCGCACAAGUCCAAGAUGCACACCGCCGUCCAGUCGCUGGAAUCCGGUCCGACGCUCGAGGGGAUCAUGGCCGCCGAAGACGAGGUCGCCGCGCUCGCCCACCAGAUCCGAACGGGUAGGGAGAAACGAGAUUUCCUGACCGGGUUCGCUCAAGACCCUGCGGGGUUCAUCAACCGGUGGAUGGCGAGUCAGGCUAGGGAUUUGGAUAUCGUGCUCGGGAACGAGAUCGGUCUGCCGGGGACCAACGGCGGGAUGGUCAGGGAAGAAGAUCUCAGGCGGAGCGAUCUGUUCAGGAUGCCUUGGGUGAGUCGUCGGCUAGGAACUCGGACUUGCCGGGGCCGAGUCAUCAACUGA
This is a messenger RNA of Filobasidium floriforme, 1392 nucleotides long. RefSeq lists its product as uncharacterized. The coding region runs from base 1 to 1392 and encodes 463 amino acids. Gene Ontology annotation, cellular component: SWI/SNF complex; nucleus. The transcript has 6 exons. The record is from RefSeq and is a predicted model, not a curated record. Lineage: Eukaryota; Fungi; Basidiomycota; Tremellomycetes; Filobasidiales; Filobasidiaceae. Gene Ontology annotation, biological process: regulation of transcription by RNA polymerase II.